Lactuca saligna is the source of this 1341-nucleotide messenger RNA. NCBI's taxonomy places the organism in Eukaryota, Viridiplantae, Streptophyta, Magnoliopsida, Asterales, Asteraceae. The record is from the annotation of a GenBank genome assembly.
AUGGUUGCAAGCCUGGACAUGAUUUUAAUUGACCAGGAGGGAAGUAGAAUUCAAGCAACAAUAAAAAAAAUCUUAUUCCUGUAUUUGAAUCCCUAUUCGAUGAAGGAGCUGUCCGGGAGAUCAGUAACUUCGCUAUGGCUAGCAAUGAAAGCGAAUACAUGCUUGUCCCUCAUAAACAUAAAAUCAAUUUCUACAAAACCACAAAAGUUCGUGUAUCCAAUGAUUUUUUUUGAUACAGUAGAUCCUUAUCAUUUUAUCUCUUUCCCAUAUUUGCUAGCCAGGAACUUUGACACUCGUGUUGCAUUUGAUUUUCUAGGUGAAGUUGUGUCAACUAAUCCCAUGCGAGUCAUUGUUGAGUAUGGAAGAGAAAAGAGGUUAAUGAAUCUGGUUGCUCAAGAUUUAAGUGGUACGAGAAUUGCAGUCGCUUUGUGGGGCAGUUUUGCAAUGAAGCUGAAUACUUACAUUUCACCACAUAAUAAAUACACUGCUCCUAUUAUUAUCCUGCAACGUUUGACGAAACUCAAAAUUUGGGGUGGUCAACCUCAAGUUGGUAAUUGUUUGUUUGGGUCUAGAUUGCAUAUAAAUGAUGAUAUGCCUCAGAUUUUGGACUUCAAAUCAAAUCUUAAUGCUUUGGAUACGAAUGUUGAGUCUUCUAGCCGUACAUCCCAGCUCAACUCAGAUACCGUUAUGGCUAAUCCAGAGGAUUACUACCUCCGUUUUCAGAUAAAAAACAUUGAUGAAAUUCCUGAUUUUAAUGAGAAAGUUGGUUUAACCAUUAUCGCUACUAUCAUUGGUUUUGAUAUGGAUGAUGGUUGGUAUUCAUUUUAUUGUCGUGAUUGUUCUAAAAAAAUUACUAAAAAUGAUGAUGAUGUUGAUGCUAGCCCUUUUCACUAUGAUGGUUGUGCAUUUGUCUCGGAUGUAUUUGGAAAGAUUAGGAUAGUAGUUCGUGUGCAAGAUGAAAGUGGCUCUUCUUCGUUUGUAUUGUUUGAGCGUCAUGUAAAAGAUCUUAUUCAUCGUGGAAACCAAUGUAAUCCCUCUCGGUUGAUAUUCCCAAGUAUCCGAUUUCACCAUCUUCUUAACCUUGCACCUGUUGUUGAUGUUGAUUCUCUGAGUCCCUCACUGGCACCCGUUCAUCCGUUCAUACUACUAUCUGAACCUCCGUCCUCUAUUGUUGCCGUCAUCUUCACCAAUUUCUUCUGUUAUUUUCCACGUCUUCUUUUCUCUUCAAAAUUACAUCUUCAAGAUCAUCUUCAAGAUCAAGUACUUUAUUCUUUUCAAUACUCUGUCUUCACCGUCUUCGAUUUAUACUCUGUGUAUUAUAGAUUUUCAAUCAGAUUGUAA